AUGUUGGAAUUCAGCAACCAUUUGCUUCUAUUAAACUGCAUUUUCAUUUGUGCAGAUAGGAUUGUUUUUGUGUCAUAUAAUGUACUCGGUGUCGAAAAUGCCUCAAAGCAUCAAGACUUGUACUAUAAUAUCCCGCCAAAAUUUUUGGAUUGGGACCACAGGAAGAAUCUUAUACGGAAGGAGCUCAAUUUUUACCACCCGGGCAUUCUUUGUUUCCAGGAGGUUGACCGUUUUGAUGAUUUAGACAAUCUUCUACAAAAAGAUGGCUUUAGAGGUGUUUACCUGGCUCGUACUGGUGAAGCAUGUGAUGGCUGUGCGAUAUUUUGGAAAAACGAUCUAUUUACCCUUUUGCAUCAAGAGAACAUAAAGUUUGAGAUGUAUGGCCUUCGGCACAAUGUUGCUCAACUUUGUGUUUUGAAGAUGACACAAAAUGAGUCGAACACAGAUGGAAAUACUCAAAUGUCACAGGCCCUGCCAUCUCGAAGCUUUGUGGUGGGAAAUAUACAUGUCCUCUUCAAUCCAAAUCGUGGAGACAUUAAGCUGGGCCAGGUUCGACUGUUUCUCGAGAAGGCCCAUAAUUUAUCACAGGAAUGGGGUAGCAUACCAGUUGUCCUUUGUGGGGACCUUAAUAGUGUGCCACAGAGUGCAAUAUAUCAAUUUCUGGUGUCAUGUGAGUUGGACAUCCAACUACAUGACCGAAGGAAAAUAUCUGGCCAGAUAUGCCCACUGGAGUACCAUCCCUUCCAGUCUCAAAGUGGAAAUGCUGCUAGAUGGAGCAAUGAAGAAUUAUGGCUUGCUACUGGAAGUAGAGGAGUGGCUCCCCUUAUGCAUCACUUAAAACUCUGCAGUGCGUACACUGGAGUUCCUGGAAGCUUCAGCUUCAGAACAAGAGAUAAGAUAGGUGAACCCUUGGCAACAUCAUACCACUCUAAGUUUAUGGGAACAGUGGAUUAUAUAUGGCAUACGGAGGAGCUUGUUCCUGUGAGAGUUCUUGAUACCCUACCCAUCAAAACAUUGAGAACAAUGGGAGGGCUCCCUACUAAGAAAUGGGGUAGCGAUCAUCUUGCUCUUGUAUGUGAACUGGCUUUUGCUGAUGAUAGUGGAACGUGA
Molecule: messenger RNA, 1110 nt
Organism: Ilex paraguariensis (yerba mate)
Lineage: Eukaryota; Viridiplantae; Streptophyta; Magnoliopsida; Aquifoliales; Aquifoliaceae
Source: the annotation of a GenBank genome assembly